UGUGGCUGCUGUGAAAGAUUUGCUUACUCACUAUUUUAUAAUCAUUUCAUCGUCUUCACUAACAAAAAUUAUAUGCUUUUUUUUUUCUAAAAAGAAAAUAAAAAAAUUAGGAGAAACUUCUUCUUUUCAAAAAUCUGUUUCUCCUUUGAUCUUGGCUGAAAAUGGCAACUACAGUGGCUACUUCUCUCCCUCAGUUCAAUGGGCUCAGACCCCAGUUCUCAGCUACUCCUGUUAGAACUCUGGCUGCAGUUCAGCCAAUGAAGCGCAAGGGGAAGGGUGCUUUGGGUGCUCGAUGUGAUUUCAUUGGUUCUCCCACAAAUUUGAUAAUGGUGACCAGCACAACUCUAAUGUUGUUUGCUGGAAGGUUCGGACUAGCCCCAUCGGCUAACCGAAAGGCGACGGCUGGGUUGAAGCUCGAGGCAAGGGACUCUGGCCUCCAGACUGGCGACCCGGCCGGUUUCACCCUUGCUGACACCUUGGCUUGUGGUACAGUUGGUCACAUUAUUGGUGUUGGGGUGGUUCUUGGCCUCAAAAACAUUGGUUCCCUGUAAAAAUAAAAUGAUGUGCAAUUUUAUGUACUUGAUUUGUAAAAACUGUUUGUAUGCUUAGUUCAAUGCUUUUUUUGUUACCUA
Molecule: messenger RNA, 632 nt
Organism: Humulus lupulus (European hop)
Lineage: Eukaryota; Viridiplantae; Streptophyta; Magnoliopsida; Rosales; Cannabaceae
Product: photosystem I reaction center subunit psaK, chloroplastic
Exons: 3
Coding region: 162-551 (129 amino acids)
Biological process (GO): photosynthesis
Cellular component (GO): photosystem I; membrane
Source: RefSeq, a predicted model, not a curated record